AUGGCCUGUCAUUGCGAAGACAAUCAUAGCGAAGACGGUGCUAACGGUAAACCCCAAGACUAUACUGUUUUAGUGCUUACAUUUGAUACGGUUGGAGAAUUCGAGGAAUGGUUGCAUGAGCAGUGUGAAAGAAGUGGAACUAGUUUUUUCAAGCGAUCAAGUUAUGCCAAGGGCUCGUCGUCCUCUCUAAGAUACAAUCGGGCUGGCACAUAUGAGAAAGCAACCACUUCAAAGGCAAAUCUAGUAAAAGGAUGUUAUCAGCUGUUGUGGUUUGUCGAAGGGUCAGAUCUUUGGAAUUUGGCAACAAAAUUUGGAUUACGCCCUGGUUAUCGCGACAAGAAUGACAUGAAUUCCUUGAUGCACCGCCAAGCAGGGGAGAACCCGGGCGACGGAAUCCGUGUCCUAGAGGUUACUGAUGAUCCUAGUGGACGAGGAUUUUGGACUGCCAGUUGGGCACCAUUUGCAAACAAAUGUGCCGUGAUGGACACGACAAUGAUUAGUGAAAGGUGGCAUCUGCGUCUAAAAAAGGACUUCCUCCACAGAAAUGCCAACUCAAGAGCCGACUUUCUGGUAGAGCUGCUAAUCAGAGCUGUGGAGGACCUGGCUGAUUCAGCCGAAAUUAGGGAUCGCCAUCCACUCGCAGCAUCCUCUUUCCGUGUUCAGCAGUCCACUAAAUGUCAUAGAUGGGCAUUGAAACACUACGAGAGCAGGCCUGAGAAGGUGAAGCGAGAGGGAGAAAAGAAAUGGGAACUUCACGGAAAGGAUGUGGCGGAAAAAUACCAAGUGGUACACUUGGGUGGAUGCGCAUGUAGUGAAUCCUUGAGUGAGAACGUUCACUGUCCACUCUGCGGUGUCUAUCCCUACUCUUGGCGCUGCACCUGCUUGGAUAAUAGAGCUGGAAUCAGUUGCCUUCACAGACAUGCGGCAAAAUUAUAUGGAGGAGGCGUUGUAGAAGAGCAUCCAUCUACUUCAUACGUCCAUGAAAUACCCGAUACACAGCUAAGUGAGACGAUGCAUGAAGUCGACGAAGUACUUUCCACUCAGGAUUUGGUCACGGCAGCUCAGGAGUGCAAACAAGAGCGAACUCAAAUAAGGAGCAACAUUGAAAGUAAAUAUGUAGUCCUGAGCGCAAAUGUAAACAUUCCCGUAAACACUGACACAAGAGAAGCGGCGGAAACGCUCAAGAAGAUUUAUGAUCUUGUUGAUCAAGCAUAA
Messenger RNA from Necator americanus (New World hookworm), 1215 nucleotides. RefSeq lists its product as uncharacterized. The coding region runs from base 1 to 1215 and encodes 404 amino acids. The transcript has 7 exons. NCBI's taxonomy places the organism in Eukaryota, Metazoa, Nematoda, Chromadorea, Rhabditida, Ancylostomatidae. The record is from RefSeq and is a predicted model, not a curated record.